AUGACACAUGUACCAUAUGCGAGUGCUGUAGGUAGUUUGAUGUAUGCCAUGGUGUGCACACGACCCGAUAUUGCACAAGCAGUGGGAGUUUUGAGUCGCUUUAUGUCAAAUCCUGGUAAGGAGCAUUGGAGUGCUGUAAAGAGGGUUCUUAGAUAUCUUCGUGGGACCUCGGAUUUAUCAUUAUGUUAUGGAGGCAUGGCGACUGGGGAUGAGCUAGAUGUGAUAGGUUUUGUGGAUGCUGAUUGGGGAGGUGAUCUCGAUAGUAGGCGUUCCACAAGUGGGUAUGUAUUCUCUUUAUUUGGUGCUGCUGUUUGUUGGAUGAGUAAAAGGCAAAGUACUGUGGCUUUGUCAUCGACUGAGGCAGAAUACAUGGCAUUGACACAUGCUGGCAAGGAAGCUAUGUGGCUUCGAAGAUUGAGUUUAGAGCUUGGUUUCAAGCUUGAUGCUGUGAAGAUUGGAUGUGACAAUCAAGGGGCUAUUUANUUUAUCUAUAUUUGCUAG
Molecule: messenger RNA, 501 nt
Organism: Pistacia vera
Lineage: Eukaryota; Viridiplantae; Streptophyta; Magnoliopsida; Sapindales; Anacardiaceae
Product: secreted RxLR effector protein 161-like
Exons: 1
Coding region: 1-501 (166 amino acids)
Source: RefSeq, a predicted model, not a curated record